GUUUGGUGGUUGAGUCUGAAGGUAGAGCGACCACUUUAAGGGAGCCCUUACAUUUUAGAGGGAAGUCAAGAAGGGGGAAUUUUUUUGCGAGGAAAUGUGUCCUUUUUUUGGAGGAAAUUUAUCCGUUUUUGGAAUAAUAAUUGCUAGACUAGAGUGAAAGUGGGUAAAGGAAGAAGGACGGAGAACGAUAAGUAGACGGGAAAGUUGAGACGAGUAAAAAAAUAAGGAAAGAAAUUACGAGAAAAGGUGGAAAUUGGUGAAUAAAUGAGAAGAGACAUUUUUUUGCAUGAAAUGUCAAUUUUUUUGAGACGCCAUGUUUAAACUAAAGAUUUUGAAAAGACUUCUCUUCUGGGAAAGGAGGUCGUAAGAAUUGUAAAAAAGUGUGUGGGUGUUGAUAUUUUUUUUAAAUAAGUAAACGAUAAUGUUCGUUGAUGGACUUGGAACAGUUAAGUGGUCAAAUCAAACUCUAGUUGGACAGUAAAAGUACGGAUUAUACGAAGAUAAAUAUUCUCGUGGUUUCGGUGUGAUAGCAAAUUUUUUCAAGAAAAGUCGGACUGAUGAUGAAGGUAGAGACAAAUGUGAUAUGCACCACGUGCCACGAUAAAAUCAUGGACCGAUUCCUUCUCCAGGUGAACGGUCUUCAAUAUCACACGGAUUGCUUGAGGUGCUCAGUUUGUGCAAUUUGUCUCCAGUCGGAAUCCUCCUGCUUUUUCAGGGAGGGGACGGUCUACUGUCGAAACGAUUACUACAGAUCGUUCGGCACGAAAUGCGCAAAAUGUACGAGAUGGAUAUCGUCCUCCGACUGGGUCCGUCGUGCUCGAGAUUCGUCCUCUCUGAUGGAACAAGUCUAUCACUUGGCGUGUUUCGCUUGCGACGCUUGCAAGAGACAACUUUCAACGGGAGAAGAAUUUGCCCUUAUUGACUCCAAAGUUCUUUGUAAAACACAUUACCAAGAAACUAUCGAAGGGCCUACGGACGAUUCGGAUGACAGCGCAAAUGACGAUCCAAAUCAUACCGGAUCAAAAUCUAAGACGAAACGCGUUCGUACAACGUUUACUGAUGAACAGUUACAAAUCUUACAAGCAAAUUUUUUAAUCGAUUCUAAUCCGGAUGGGCAGGAUUUGGAGAGGAUAGCGCAGAUAACGGGGUUAUCAAAACGGGUGACUCAAGUUUGGUUUCAAAAUUCUAGAGCGAGACAAAAAAAGCAUAAUAAUAACAAGAAAGGAUCUGGAAACCAAAAUUUUCAACGUCAAAUCAACCUGAGACUCACAUCGAAUUAUGGGGGAGAUUUAUGAGAAUCGUCAUCACCGCAAUGUCUGGACUUAUCGUUACACCAAGAUCGGUGAAAAUCGUCGCCACCGCCACGAUAGGUCCGUCGUCGUCGACAAGGAACAUCGUCCCACUUGCACCCAAUUAAUUAGAAUGCAUUCCUUCACCCACCAGUUUUUAUGCAUUUUAUUUAAUCGGUGGGCUGGGAUUCCGCAGUUAAUUUAUUUUAUGUAUUAAGUAUUUUCUAAUUGCUAAUGUUUUGUUUGUGAAAGCCAGUCUUCAGUCCAGUCAGUAUAAAGACUUCGAUUUUGUUUGGUUUUAUGUGUCUUUAAAAAAUGUAAGUUCCGUGUCGAUUUGGUUUGGCGUUCAUUAAUCCGUAUUAAUAAUUAAAACAUUAGGUGGAUAUUGGUCAGAUAAAUGUUCUCUUCUUAUCGCACCACUGCAUUUACUUAUCCAACUUAUUUAUAAAACUUUUCUCAGCAAUUAGAAAUUGUAUUUAGUAACUAUUAAUUGAACUAAACAAUCAACCAAAGAAGAAAGAUAAGCAAAGUUACUAAACUAGGAUUGAUAAGCUAAAUAGAUAAACAACAUACCAAAUUACUCUUGUUAUGAAAUCUCAGCGUUACAUGUUAACUUUAGAAAAUAAACUUAAGAAAAGAAAACAGAAUAGUAAGAAAGAAUGUUAUGUCAUGUUUUCCUUGUGACAAAAAUCUUUGCAGUUCAUUUUACAUAUUUUAGAAAGUAGAUAUUGCUUAAAUUCCGAAUUAUGCAAACCACAAGCAGCGAACUUUACUCAUUUUAAAUAUAAUUCAUAAUCAUUUUAUUUACUUAAGUAUUAAGAUAUUUAACUUUUAAGAAAUAACUUGUAGUAAAUACGUAAAAAACAACUACUCGUACAUAAAUGUGUAUGUAUGAGCACGAAUCCAGUCAUCUCAUAUAAAUAAAUGAAAUCAGAAAACUUUCAAAAAUUCCGGAACUCAUAAUUUUUUUAAAUUCUAAAAGAAACUACUAAAUUCCCAACUCACUCGACUCCUUCAGUUCCAUUCUCUUCUCGUCCAAGUGAACAUCUCCACCUCGCUCGCUCCUUCUCCCAUUUCUCAAAUUUUCCAUAAUUUUUCGAAAUUGUUUUUCGUCCUUGCCUGAAGUGACAACCACUCCCCCUCAGCCAUCAACAACAGCUUCAUCUCUCUUGUCCAGUGGACGCGAAGAACGUUUGAAGAACAGAAAGAACGGUAGUAACAAUACAUUAGCAGAAAGAAUGGCUCCAGCAAAGGCAAGGAAGGCGGUGGAAAUCUUCUCUGAGCAGUUUCGCAUGGAUGAACUGACUCGUCGAAGGGCAACAGGGGACGAAAUCACGGUCGCAGAGUUGUCCAAGCUUGCAUCUAAGAAGUGGAGAGAGCUGUCGACCGAGCAGAAGGCCAAGUUUAAUAAUAUGGCCGACAAGGAGAGAGAAAAGUAUGGGGAUGGGGACGAUGAUCGAAAAUCGCGACGAUCCGUAAAGAACAAGGAUAAGGGAGAGAAGGAAAAUCGGGAUGCUGAAACCAAGAAGCCAAAGAAAGUUAAGGAUCCAAACGCCCCAAAAAGGAAUAUGACAAGCUUCUUCGUCUUCAGCAAUGAACAGCGUCCCAUUCUUAAGACUGAAAAUCCUGAAUUUAAAACCACCGAGGUUGCAAAGGAGCUGGGUCGCCGUUGGAAGGAAUUGGACGCAGCGGAGAAGAAACGAUACGAAACUAUCGCUGAAGAAGACAAGAAACGCUACGUGAAAGAAUUGGCAGCGUAUGAGAAGUCUCAGCGUUCGGAAAUGGACUAAAAUAUUCAAUGCUUCCAUUUCUUUAAACUUAAUUGUACUUGAAUUUUUAAUGUUCUUGUGAAACGCACAUUUGUGAUGUUCUGUGAUUUCUCCAUGUAUUUUAGCCCAUGUUGGCAUGUUUGUCUAAUAAUCUUAUAACAAAUUUGUAAAAGUUCUUCAUCAUUCACGUACUAUAUAUAUUUCUUUAUAAUUUUAACCAAUUUCAACAAACUUGUCAUGUUUAUAUGAUUCCCUUGUAUGUGUUGACAAGAAGUGAUAUAAAUCGGAUGCUUUACUAUUAAAA
Folsomia candida is the source of this 3362-nucleotide messenger RNA. It is a transcript of the gene Awh, whose product is annotated as LIM/homeobox protein Awh-like. The transcript has 13 exons. Gene Ontology annotation, biological process: regulation of transcription by RNA polymerase II; neuron differentiation. The record is from RefSeq and is a predicted model, not a curated record. Bases 558 to 1295 code for a protein of 245 amino acids. Gene Ontology annotation, molecular function: RNA polymerase II transcription regulatory region sequence-specific DNA binding; DNA-binding transcription factor activity, RNA polymerase II-specific. Lineage: Eukaryota; Metazoa; Arthropoda; Collembola; Entomobryomorpha; Isotomidae. Gene Ontology annotation, cellular component: nucleus.